AUGAAGACAAUUUUUCGAUCUCACGAGUUAUGGAGUAUUGUUGAGACGGGUUUUACUUCUCCAGCGAAGGCGAAGGAAGAGAUAACAAAGGGGGAGAUGAAGCUGCAUCGUGAAAAUUUGGUCAAGGAUGCAAGGCUCUUGGAAUCAUUCAAGGAGCUGUAUCGAAUCAGAUUUUUCCACGCAAUUGUAACUCUAGAAACUGCAAAAGUAGCAUGGGAUAUUCUGAAGCAAGAGUUCGUAGGAGGCAAACAUAUACGACCUAUGAAAUUACAUGGUAUUCGUCGUGAUUUUAAGUAUACUUUUAUGAGUGAAGGUGAGUCUCUAGCUACAUAUUUGGCUAGGUUGUUUGAUUUGAUAAAUCAGAUAAAGAGUUAUGGAGAAUACUUUAGUAAUCAGAGAAUUGUGCAAAAGUUAUUGACCAGUUUACCUAAAACAUAUGAUAGUACAGCUUAUGUUAUAGAGAAUACUAAAGAUAUUGAAGUAAUUGAUGCUCAAGAUAUGGUUGCUAUAUUGCAAGAGGGAUUUGGAUACUCUCCUGAGCCCAAUGAGUGGAUCCUCCUAAACAAGAGAGGAUCUGAAUCCUUGAAAGGGUAUGAACUGAGGCCAACUAGACAUGGAGAAAGUAGUACUGAGUGUGCAUUUGCUAGUUUGAAUAUCUCACCUAAGAAUGGUAACUUUGGUAAUCAAAAUAGCAAUACUAGUGGAACAAAAUUUCAAAAGAAUUUCAAGUUCAAGGGGAAACAGUGGAAUAACAAGUCCACUCCGGGUGUAAGAAAUGAAACUAGCAACACUGGUGGUGCUUGUAAAUGCUGUGAUAGACUCCACUAUGGAGAGUGUUGGAUGAAAGGGAAGAUUAAAUGUCACAAAUGUGGCAAGCUUAAGUCAUAUUGCCAGGGUUUGUAA
This is a messenger RNA of Pyrus x bretschneideri (Chinese white pear), 903 nucleotides long. RefSeq lists its product as uncharacterized. The transcript is spliced from 2 exons. NCBI's taxonomy places the organism in Eukaryota, Viridiplantae, Streptophyta, Magnoliopsida, Rosales, Rosaceae. The coding region runs from base 1 to 903 and encodes 300 amino acids. The record is from RefSeq and is a predicted model, not a curated record.